Messenger RNA from Cuscuta campestris, 793 nucleotides. NCBI's taxonomy places the organism in Eukaryota, Viridiplantae, Streptophyta, Magnoliopsida, Solanales, Convolvulaceae. The record is from the annotation of a GenBank genome assembly.
AAUAACGUGGAACCACAUGAAUGGGUUUCAUAUCCCCAGAAGCACACUCCCUUUGCCAAGUGUCUCCAUGGAAUCCCCGCAAAGGAACAUUGAAACCCCACCGCCCCUUGAAUCAAUGUAUGCAUUCCAAAACCAUCUGAAAAAUCAUGAUCCAAAUUUUGUGAGCUUGAACGGAAAGAAAGGCCAAUGGCUUCCUUAGCAACCGUUUCUGCCAUCAAUUCUACCGCCGUCAAUGGCCUCGCCGGAAGCUCCAUUACCGGAACCAAGCUCCUCGUUAAACGAUCGCGCCUCAAUCUCAAACCCUCCAAAUCCAGGGCUGGUGCUGUUGUGGCUAAGUAUGGAGACAAGAAUGUGUACUUUGACUUGAAGGAUUUGGGCAACACCACUGGCAAAUGGGACUUGUAUGGAUCGGAUUCACCUUCACCAUACAAUCCUCUUCAGAGCAAAUUUUUCGAAACAUUUGCAGCUCCUUUUACCAAGAGAGGUCUGUUGCUGAAAUUCUUGAUUCUAGGAGGUGUUUCCACCCUGGCUUAUCUUGGUGCUAAUGCAGAUGGUAAUAUUCUUCCAAUUCAGAAGGGUCCCCAACUUCCUCCCAAGGUCGGACCCCGUGGGAAGAUCUAACUAUAUAUUUGGUUGUUAUAUUUGAUGUAUCGCUCUGCAGCUUGUAAGUAUAACUGAAGCAUAUUUAAGAUCUCUAUUUUAAGAACUAUUCCGUUUGAAAUUUCAAAAAUGGAUUUCUUACUUGUUUUCGUUUAACUAAUGUUUUCAUGCACUCAUUCAGUUGGUUGGGAUU